AUGUUCCCUGGUAGAGCUCACAACACGUAUAGCAACGUUAGGAAUGAUGGUGGGUAUUCGAGGCCUCAAUGCCCACCGCCUGGCAAUGAACAAAUGGAUUACUCGAGGCCUGCAGCACCUCCUCCAUCGUCGUAUGGUGAAUAUCAGCGUCCCAUGGCACCUCCUCCGCGAGGUAAUCGGGAUGGAUAUCACGAUGGACCACAGCAGUAUGCCCAGCCGUCAGUAAACAUGGCACAACCACCACAGCAGAUGCAGUCUGUUCAGGGUAUCGAAAAUGCAUUUCAAUAUUCUCAAUGUACGGGGAAGCGUAAAGCCCUACUCGUCGGUAUUAAUUAUAUUGGGACCAGAAAUCAGUUGAGGGGCUGUAUUAACGACGCUCACAAUAUGUUCAACUUCUUAACCAGCCGUUAUGGGUACAAUCCGAACGACAUCGUAAUGUUGACUGACGACCAACAGGACACAGUACGUUUGCCUCUGAAAUCUAAUAUUAUCAGAGCUAUGCAAUGGCUUGUCAAGGAUGCGAGGCCCAACGAUUCGUUAUUUUUCCAUUACUCUGGCCAUGGUGGACAAACUAAGGAUUUAGACGGUGAUGAGGACGACGGAAUGGACGACGUCAUCUAUCCAUUGGACUUCGAGUCGCAGGGAUACCUUGUGGAUGAUGUCAUGCACGAUAUCAUGGUUAAACCAUUGCCUCCAGGUGCAAGAUUGACAGCUCUGUUUGACUCUUGUCAUUCAGGAACGGUGCUGGACCUGCCAUACACGUAUUCUACCAAAGGUGUGGUUAAAGAGCCGAACGUUUGGAAAGACGUGGGUCAGGAUGGUUUGCAAGCGGCCAUGGCAUACGCUGUCGGGAACCGAUCUGCCCUGGUAAGUUCUCUUGGAUCUAUUGCGAGCUCGGUUAAGAACAAGGUCGGAGGGAAUGUUGAUCGUGAGCGUGUUAAACAGAUCAAAUUCUCUCCCGCUGAUGUGAUCAUGUUUUCUGGUUCAAAAGACAGUCAAACUUCUGCUGAUGCGACAGAAAAUGGUCAAGCCACGGGCGCUAUGUCGUAUGCAUUUGUUAAAGUACUAACUUUGCAGCCGCAGCAAUCGUACCUAUCGCUAUUGCAAAACAUGAGACAAGAGUUGAUGUCUAAAUACACACAGAAACCCCAAUUGUCAUCUUCUCAUCCGAUCGAUGUCAACUUGCAAUUCAUCUUAUGA
Molecule: messenger RNA, 1200 nt
Organism: Torulaspora globosa
Lineage: Eukaryota; Fungi; Ascomycota; Saccharomycetes; Saccharomycetales; Saccharomycetaceae
Gene: MCA1
Product: Ca(2+)-dependent cysteine protease MCA1
Exons: 1
Coding region: 1-1200 (399 amino acids)
Biological process (GO): proteolysis
Molecular function (GO): cysteine-type endopeptidase activity
Source: RefSeq, a predicted model, not a curated record